AUGGGGGCUCGGCUGGUUCAUGCUCGUGGAGCUGCUGUGAUCUUCGGUGCCUUGGUUGUGCUCUCGGCCGUCGUCAGCUUCGGUGCGGCCGCGCUGACGCCGACGGUCGUGGUUGGCUCCGUCAAGUGCUUGGACUGCUCCCCCAACGACGUCAAUGCUGAGGAAGCCUUCAAGGGGCUUCUAGUCGCCGUCAAGUGCAGGUCCGGCGCUGGCGAGACCUACCAGACGCAGAUGCUCGGCCUCCUCGACGACAAUGGCGCCUUCAACAUCCCGCUCGUGCCUGGCAUCCAGCGCGACGACGGCGAGUUGGGCCAAGACUGCUUCGCCCAGCUCCACAGCGCGCCUGACACGCCGUGCGCCGGGCUGGCGCCGCCCAAGAUCGGCCCCAGCAGCCAAGGCGCCGGCUACCUCGCCGUGGCCGACGGCACGGUCUUCUCGCCCGUCGCGUGCCUGUGCAAGAAGAAGAAGAAGCACUUCAUGAUGGGUCCCCCGCCGCCGCCUCCGCAGCCCAGGCCGGAGCCGUCGUACGGCCCCCCGACGCCCACGCCCACUCCUCCGACUCCCUCGUACGGCACCCCUACGCCAAAGCCUCCGGCGCCACCGGCGCCACCGGCGGAGGACGAGCCGGAGCCCUUCUUCCACAAGCACCCCAAGAUGAAGAAGCUCAUGCACAAGAAGAAGCCGUGCCCGCCGCUAGGCGAGGAAGACAAGCAGCCCAAGAACUGA
This is a messenger RNA of Lolium rigidum, 726 nucleotides long. RefSeq names its product proline-rich protein 4-like. NCBI's taxonomy places the organism in Eukaryota, Viridiplantae, Streptophyta, Magnoliopsida, Poales, Poaceae. Bases 1 to 726 code for a protein of 241 amino acids. The transcript is spliced from 2 exons. The record is from RefSeq and is a predicted model, not a curated record.